This is a messenger RNA of Hemibagrus wyckioides, 1213 nucleotides long. It is a transcript of the gene gatad1, whose product is annotated as GATA zinc finger domain containing 1. Gene Ontology annotation, cellular component: nucleus. Gene Ontology annotation, molecular function: sequence-specific DNA binding. The transcript has 5 exons. Bases 153 to 887 code for a protein of 244 amino acids. Gene Ontology annotation, biological process: regulation of DNA-templated transcription; chromatin organization. Lineage: Eukaryota; Metazoa; Chordata; Actinopteri; Siluriformes; Bagridae. The record is from RefSeq and is a predicted model, not a curated record.
CGGAAGUGGUCAAGCGGAAGAGCGGUUUUUGCGCUGUGCAGAAAAUGCAAGGGCAGUUUUGUUUGUUUUUAAUGUUUUCUCUCUUAAUGGCGUGCUCUCGCGCGUGAACAGAAAACAGCAAAGGUUUUUCGAGUUUCUUGUGUAAUGAAAGGAUGCCGCUGGGUUUGAAGCCAUGUUGUGCUGUCUGCAAGACGAACUCGUCGUCUAUGUGGAAAAAGGGAAACCAGGGAGAAAUCCUGUGUAACAACUGUACAGCUAAAAGCACCAUCAUAGGAGCAGCAGGACUGACCGUGUCCACCAACACGCAGCAGAGCAACGGCGGGGGAAAGCAGUCUAAACAGGAAAUCCACAGACGAUCAGCACGAUUAAGAAGCACCAAGUACAAGGCUCCUGCAUCUGAGAAGAAAGUUUCAUCGAAAGGAAAAGGAAGACGGCAUAUUUUUAAACUUAAAAAUCCUAUCAAAGCUCCCGAAUCUGUGUCCACCAUAAUCACGUCAGAGUCGAUCUUCUACAAGGGUGUUUACUAUCAGAUAGGAGAUGUGAUAAAGGUAACAGACGAAGAGGACGGUAAACCUUAUUUUGCACAGAUCCGUGGUUUUGUUCAGGACCAGUACUGUGAGAAAAGUGCUGCAUUAACAUGGCUGAUUCCUACACAGUCUAGUCCAAGAGACUACUUUGAUCCAGGCACCUACAUAGUUGGUCCAGAAGAGGAUUUGCCCAGAAAAAUGGAAUACCUUGAAUUUGUUUGCCAUGCACCAUCAGAAUAUUUCAAGUCAAGGAGCUCCCCAUUUCCAACAAUACCUAAUCGCCCAGAGAAAGGCUACAUUUGGACCCAUAUUGGACCUACACCCACUGUGGCAGUCAAAGAAACUGUUGGUUGUAAUUAACUGUAACCUUAUGAACUGGAUAAUCAAAUAUUCAUUAAGAAAGAAUUAGUAUGUGAAAGGUAAAAGGUUCUUUCUCCUGACCAUAUAUUUUGAUGUUCCUCAUGUGACUACCAAUGUGACUAUUUGAUGGUUAGGUCAUUACCAGUCUAAACAGGUAACACGUGAAAACGACACACAUUUCCUCAAACACAUUUUGGAAAGACUAAUCUACAUUGUAUUGUUCAGUGUAAAGAGAACAAGGCUAGUCCUCUAGAAGACCUCAUCCCUGCCCAUGAACAUUGUAAAUAUCAGAUAGUUGGACUUUGUGUUGGAUGUUCAAGAAGAAA